AUAGGUAAACGAAAAAAGGAAACAGAGACGACGAAGACGCAUAGCCGUGAUUUAUCUUGUUAGGUUAAACCCUAAAUAGUAUAAUAUCAGUGAUUUCUGGGGUUUAAAUCUGCUUCCUGGAUCUGUAGCUGCAAAGUUCGUUGAUGUUGAAGUGAUUCUUACUUCUCAGAGAAUGAAAAAUUUGAAGCUUUACUCCGAGGUUUCUCAGAACAUCCAAUUGCAUUCGACCGAAGAAGUUGUACAGUUCGCAGCUUAUGACAUCGACCAAAGUCGCUUAUUUUUCGCAUCUUCUGCUAAUUUCGUUUACGCCCUUCAGCUCUCUUCCUUCCAAAAUGGAAGAGCUGGGAGUGCUUUGCCUGUGGAGGUUUGCAGUAUCGAUAUGGAGCCUGGAGAUUUCAUCACGGCUUUCGAUUAUCUCGCGGAGAAGGAGUCUUUAUUAAUUGGGACUUCUCAUGGGCUUCUGCUACUGCAUAAUGUGGAGAGCGAUGUGACUGAGCUAGUUGGAAAUAUAGAAGGAGGUGUCAAGUGUAUCUCGCCUAGUCCGACUGGAGAUCUACUUGGAUUGAUUACUGGUCUUGGGCAGUUGCUUGUAAUGACUUAUGAUUGGGUUUUGAUGUACGAGAGGGCGCUUGGAGAGGUUCCUGAAGGUGGUUACGUACGUGAGGCGGAUGAUUUGUCUGUAACUUGUGGGGGUAUUUCAAUUUCCUGGAGAGGUGAUGGAAAGUAUUUUGCGACUAUGGGUGAGGUUUAUGAAUCCGGUUGUAUGUCUAAGAAGAUUAAGAUAUGGGAAAGUGAUUCCGGUGCUUUGCAGUCUUCUUCAGAAACAAAAGAAUUUACGCAGGGGAUUCUUGAAUGGAUGCCGAGUGGUGCUAAAAUCGCAGCUGUUUAUAAGAGGAAGUCAGAUGAUAGCAGUCCAUCAAUUGCUUUCUUCGAGAGGAAUGGACUUGAGAGGAGCUCGUUUAGAAUUGGUGAACCAGAAGAUGCUACGGAAUCAUGUCAAACUCUGAAAUGGAAUUCUGCAUCAGAUCUUCUUGCAGGGGUUGUUAGUUGCAAAACAUAUGAUGCCAUUAGGGUGUGGUUCUUUAGCAACAACCACUGGUACCUGAAACAGGAGAUUAGGUAUCCAAGGGAAGCUGGGGUAACGGUCAUGUGGGAUCCAACAAAGCCACUGCAGUUGAUAUGUUGGACUCUGUCAGGGCAGGUGUCUGUUCGCAACUUUAUGUGGGUAACAGCGGUCAUGGAGGACUCAACCGCCUUUGUCAUAGAUAACUCCAAGAUACUCGUGACACCACUAUCUUUGUCCUUGAUGCCACCUCCUAUGUAUUUGUUCAGCCUUAGUUUUUCUUCUGCUGUCAGAGAUAUAGCAUAUUACUCAAGGAAUUCUAAGAAUUGUCUGGCUGUGUUUUUAUCAGAUGGAAACCUGUCUUUUGUUGAGUUUCCUGCACCUAAUAAUUGGGAAGAUCUCGAAGGCAAAGACUUCAUUGUGGAAAUAUCAGACUGUAAAACAGCACUGGGCUCUAUUGUACAUCUUCUAUGGUUGGAUGCCCACUCACUUCUGUGUGUCUCCGCUUAUGGUUCUAGCCACAACAAGUGUCUCUCUUCAGGAGCGUAUGAGACAGAGCUUCAUGGUUCUUAUUUACAAGAAGUUGAAGUAGUCUGUCAUGAGGAUCAUGUUCCUGAUCAAGUGACUUGCUCUGGCUUUAAGGCUAGCGUUACUUUCCAGACACUUCUCGAAUCACCGGUCCUGGCUCUUGCCUGGAAUCCUAGUAAGCGUGAUUCAGCCUUUGUAGAGUUUGAGGGUGGGAAAGUGCUUGGAUUUGCAUCAAGGUCAGGAAUUAUGGAAACUCGAAGUGAUGAUAGUGUAUGUUUUCCAUCGACUUGUCCUUGGGUGAGGGUGGCGCAGGUUGAUGCUAGUGGGGUGCAUAAACCCUUGAUAUGUGGGCUUGAUGAUAUGGGUAGACUGUACAUCAAUGGGAAGAACCUAUGUAAUAACUGUAGCAGUUUCUCAUUUUAUUCAGAGUUGGCCAAUGAAGUGGUUACCCAUCUGAUUAUUUUGACGAAACAGGAUUUUCUCUUUAUUGUCGAUACCAAGGAUGUACUGCAGGGAGAUGUGGCACUUGGAAAUGUGUACUUUGUUAUUGAUGGUAGAAGGCGAGAUGAGGAAAAUAUGAGCUAUGUUAAUAUAUGGGAAAGAGGUGCAAAAGUGAUAGGAGUCCUCAAUGGAGACGAAGCUGCUGUAAUAUUACAAACUAUGCGGGGGAAUCUGGAGUGCAUAUAUCCCAGAAAGCUGGUCCUCUCUUCCAUUACGAAUGCGUUAGCUCAGCAACGGUUCAAAGAUGCAUUAAACUUGGUAAGGCGUCAUAGAAUCGACUUUAAUGUUAUCGUGGAUCUAUAUGGGUGGCAGGCAUUUCUACACUCAGCUGUAGAAUUUGUUGAGCAAGUAAACAAUUUGAACCAUGUUACAGAAUUUGUUUGUGCCAUGAAGAAUGAAGAUGUUACAGAAACAGUGUACAAGAAAUUUUCCUUCUCCAAAAAGGGAGACAAAGUUUUUCAAGUGAAAGAUCGUUGCAGUAACAAAGUAUCAUCAGUUCUACUGGCAAUUAGGAAGGCCCUUGAAGAACAUAUACCAGAGAGUCCAUCAAGGGAACUCUGUAUUUUGACCACUCUUGCCCGAAGUGAUCCACCAGCUAUUGAAGAAUCUCUUUUGAGGAUAAAAUCUGUUCGUGAAAUGGAGUUGCUUAACUCUUCUGAUGAUAUAAGGAAAAAGUCUUGUCCAUCUGCAGAAGAAGCCUUGAAACAUCUUCUGUGGUUAUUGGAUUCUGAUGCUGUCUUUGAAGCUGCCUUAGGUCUUUAUGAUCUGAACCUUGCAGCUAUUGUGGCACUCAAUUCCCAGCGUGAUCCAAAAGAAUUUUUACCUUAUCUCCAGGAGCUGGAAAAAAUGCCCGAAUCCCUGAUGCAUUUCAAGAUUGACAUUAAAUUGCAGCGUUUUGAUAGUGCUCUUAGGAACAUUGUAUCAGCAGGGGAUGGCUACUUUCCUGAUUGCAUGAACUUAAUAAAGAAAAACCCUCAACUUUUCCCGCUGGGCCUCCAGCUAAUUACUGAUCCUGAGAAGAAACAAGCUGUUCUAGAGGCUUGGGCAGAUCAUCUCAUUGAUGAAAAACGUUUUGAGGAUGCUGCUACUACGUACCUAUGUUGCUGUAAACUGGAAAAGGCUUCAAAGGCAUAUCGUGAAUGUGGUGACUGGAGUGGGGUACUCAGAGUGGGGGCGCUAAUGAAAUUAGGUAAAGAUGAGAUCUUGAAAUUGGCAUAUGAACUCUGUGAAGAGGUCAACGCUCUUGGGAAGCCAGCGGAAGCAGCAAAAAUAGCUCUUGAGUAUUGCAGAGAUAUAAGCGGUGGAAUUAGUUUGCUUGUCAAUGCAAGGGAAUGGGAAGAGGCUUUAAGAGUUUCAUUUUUGCAUACAGAAGAUGAUAGAAUCUCAGUGGUGAAGAGUUCUGCUCUGGAGUGUGCUAGUGGUCUAGUAAGUGAAUUCAAAGAAUCAAUAGAAAAGGUAGGUAAAUAUUUGACUCGCUAUUUAGCUGUUCGGCAGAGACGAUUAUUGCUUGCAGCAAAGCUCAAAUCCGAGGAACGAUCUGUAGUUGAUCUUGAUGAUGAUACAGCUUCAGAAGCAAGUAGUAACCUGAGUGGAAUGAGCGCCUAUACUUUGGGGACAAGGAGAGGUUCUGCUGCUUCAGUCAGCUCAAGCACGGCUACUAGCAGGGCAAGAGAUUUGAGGCGCCAGAGAAAGAGUGGGAAAAUCCGUGCUGGCAGUGCGGGUGAGGAGAUGGCUCUUGUUGAUCAUUUGAAGGGUAUGCGUAUGACCGAAGGUGGAAAGCGAGAGCUGAAGUCGUUGUUGAUAUGUCUGGUUACAGUUGGUGAAAUGGAGUCUGCACAGAAGUUGCAACAGACUGCAGAGAACUUCCAGGUCUCGCAAGUAGCAGCUGUAGAGCUAGCACAUGAUACAGUGUCCAGCGAGAACGUAGACGAAGAAGUUUAUUGCUUUGAACGUUAUGCUCAGAAGACGAGAUCCACAGCAAGAGAUUCAGAUGACUUUAGCUGGAUGCUUAAGUGUUUGUACGCACUGAUGUCUAUUGUAGCAAAAUUAGCUUUGAACGCGGGAAUGAGCCCUCACGUCUUAGUUGCUUACCGAAUGGCAGUUGCUUCGGCUCUCAUUACGCCUUUCGCCCUCGUCCUUGAGAGGAACUCAAGACCAAGGAUGACCUUCAAAAUCUUGUUACAAAUUGCCAUCCUUAGUUUAUUUGAGCCUGUGGUCGAACAAAACCUGUAUUACUCAGGGAUGAAACUUACCACUGCCACAUUCACAUCAGCUUUGUGCAAUGCACUUCCUGCUAUGACAUUCAUUAUGGCCUGCGUUUUCAAACUCGAGAAGGUGACAAUCGAAAGACGUCACAGCCAGGCAAAACUGGUGGGAACCAUGGUGGCUAUUGGAGGAGCAAUGCUCAUGACAUUCGUGAAAGGGAAUGUCAUUGUGCUGCCUUGGACAAGCAACUCAAGGGGCCUUGAUGCGCAUUCGCAUGCUAUGGGGAUUCCAAAGCAGGAAGAUAUAGCAAGAGGAUCAAUUAUGCUUGUAGCAAGCUGCUUCAGUUGGUCAUGUUACAUCAUUUUACAGGCAAAGAUUCUGGCUCAAUAUCAAGCUGAGCUCUCGCUAACAGCUCUUAUGUGCAUUAUGGGGAUGUUGGAGGCUACUGUUAUGGGACUGAUAUGGGAAAGGAAAAACAUGUCGGUCUGGAAAAUCAACCCGGACGUUACGCUUUUAGCUUCAAUAUACGGGGGACUUGUCUCAGGGUUGGCAUACUAUGUUAUUGGAUGGGCGUCAAAGGAGAGAGGGCCUGUCUUUGUGAGCGCGUUUAACCCACUCAGCAUGGUUCUCGUUGCUAUUCUGAGUACCUUUAUUUUCAUGGAAAAAAUGUACCUAGGAAGGGUUGUUGGGUCAGUUGUCAUUGUCAUUGGGAUAUAUUUGGUACUAUGGGGUAAAAGCAAGGACAAAGGAGGGAAGCUUCAACCAAACGAUGGAUGCGCAGAGACUGUGGUAAAGAUUGACCAACAGAAAGUUCCAAUUCCUGACAAUAACCAAGUAGUAUCCAUCAGUUACCAGUUUAAGAUCCCGAAGACAGCAGCUCGAUCUCAAGAGUCAGUCUAAGAUGCCGAUUUUGUUCCAGGAUCUCUAUAUAUCGCAAAAACAUUUUUGAUAGUAUUGGUUUGCCAGAAUAAGAGCAAGCAAUGCGC
Molecule: messenger RNA, 5283 nt
Organism: Arabidopsis arenosa
Lineage: Eukaryota; Viridiplantae; Streptophyta; Magnoliopsida; Brassicales; Brassicaceae
Source: the annotation of a GenBank genome assembly